AUGCAUUUGUGUGAGCGACAGUCGAAUUUAACACGAAGAGCCUGUUGUCAACUGGUUUUAUUACUAAACGAUACUACUAAGGUUCCUUUGUGUGACGUUGAGUUCCUCACACAAAACUACAGCGAUUCAUCUUUCUAUUCGCCUCCAAUAUUUUUGGACGAGCCGUCCGAAAUCCAGGAGGAUCAUCUGACAUUUUUUCUCGGUAUUAUGGUGCUAAUGUUGGUCGCAUGUGGUUGCAUAUUCACACUCAGUCGACUCACAAAACCUAGGUUUCACAUACGUUAUGGAAGUAUAUCAAAUUAUGAUUUUAUGAUGUGGAUGCCUUCAAAACGAAAUCGCAAGUCAUCGGUGAUGGUAUUUUUACGAGGAAUGAAAUGUCGGCGGACAGUAAGCAAUCGUAACUCUAACAUCAGUGUGGUUUCAUCUAAUAUGGGCUUACUACCGUCUUAUCAAAGUGCAACGUCUACUCCAACUUCUGCUCUAUCUUCCCUGCCACCACCUCCGUAUUCGGAGACACAACGAUUAACGGAGGAAAAUCAUCGACUGUAA
Necator americanus (New World hookworm) is the source of this 549-nucleotide messenger RNA. RefSeq lists its product as uncharacterized. The transcript has 6 exons. Lineage: Eukaryota; Metazoa; Nematoda; Chromadorea; Rhabditida; Ancylostomatidae. The coding region runs from base 1 to 549 and encodes 182 amino acids. The record is from RefSeq and is a predicted model, not a curated record.